This is a messenger RNA of Adineta steineri, 1062 nucleotides long. Lineage: Eukaryota; Metazoa; Rotifera; Eurotatoria; Adinetida; Adinetidae. The record is from the annotation of a GenBank genome assembly.
AUGGAGAGCAUUGUUGCUGUUUCUACUGUUUUAUAUUGGACGAAUUUCACUUGGUUUAAUCAACCAACGGUAUGGUCUGUUAAUGAAACUAAACUUUAUGUUCAUACCGAUCCUGAUACUGAUUUUUGGAGUAAGACACACUAUGGUUUCGAACGUGAUACUGGUCAUUUCUAUUAUCGAUCAUUGACUGGUGAUCGAUCUUUCACAGUAGAAGUCAAUAUCCGAGGACAAUACCAUACGCUAUACGACCAAGGUGGUUUAAUGUUACGUAUUGAUAAGAACAAUUGGAUCAAAUGCGGAAUAGAAUAUGUUGAAGGUCAACACUAUGCUAGUGCUGUUGUAACUGUCAACGGUUGGUCGGAUUGGAGUGUUGUUGCAAUUAAUCCAGUUGAUAUUUUGAAAUUACGUGUUAGACGAGAAAAGGAAGCUGUACAUAUUGACUUUGCCGAAGGUGAACAAGGAGAUUUUAAAAUGUUGAGAUUAGCAUAUUUACCGGUGAUAGAUCGAUCACAAGCCAUGAUGGUUGGAAUUAUUCCAGUGCAACGUUUUGCCCUAGUUUCAAGUAUAAUAUUAGCGAUUAUUUAUGUUGGGUCAGCAAUAGCAAAACUUGUAGUAUAUUCGAAAUGCAGCGAUGAAGAAUGUCCUAUUGAAACGAAACUUAAUACUUAUUUACUUUAUGGUGGAAUUGUUGAUAUUGCAUGGAUAGGUCUUUCAAUAAUCGCACCAUGUUGUGGAUUCAGUCCUACAACUUAUCUUGUGACAAGAAAAACAAAACUUAAUGGUACAACAAUAAAGAAAAAAGUCACCGAAGAAGAACAUGGAGGUUAUGGUACUUAUCUAGUACUUGCAGCACUCGGAUGUUUAUUAGCAAGUUUUAUAUUUGCAUGUUUGGGAAAUGUCUGGAUUUUGAAUAAAUAUCAACAUGUAGAAUUUUAUAAUGCAACAUCUUCGGAAUAUUGUUAUCCACCCUUAUUUAAAGGUGCUUUUAGCAUGGUAAUUAUUACCGAUGUUUGGUAUGCUUUUUUAACUUUCAUGAUCAUUAUUCUUUGUUAUUUUAAAUAA